Messenger RNA from Colossoma macropomum (tambaqui), 3048 nucleotides. Its product is annotated as transmembrane protein 211. The transcript is spliced from 3 exons. The record is from RefSeq and is a predicted model, not a curated record. Bases 489 to 1163 code for a protein of 224 amino acids. Gene Ontology annotation, cellular component: membrane. Lineage: Eukaryota; Metazoa; Chordata; Actinopteri; Characiformes; Serrasalmidae.
GCCGCUCGCGCGCGUAACGGCUGUGCUGGUUCUGACAGAGCAGGCCGAGCGGUGAAAUUCAGACUUUACAACCGCCGGUUUAAAAGCUGUAUUUUGCGAAACAAGAGCCGAGGUGGAUUUAUUUGGGUCCCGUUUGUUCUCCCGCCUCGAUUGUGUUUUGGGGUGUUGACUUGUCUUUGUCCAGCACUUGACUCCAGUUUUGUUUUCCAGUUUCGUCCGUUGGAGGAGCCGCUCUGCCGAAUAAGCGCUCAUGUUGGAUUUACUCCCCUAGUAUUUGGUCAAAGUUAACCAUUUUAAGUCCUCAGCUGCCAAACCGAUGCCCGGGUCGUGCUGUUUACCUAAUCUUCACACUCUCUUAACGGAUUUAACGCCGUAGCUGGGCUCCAUCUCUAAAUCUCAGCUGGCUACAUCUCCUCAGAUGUGACAUUUCCGUGUGAGGUGCGGGGCGGUUUUUGAACGUUCACUCCCGCGCAGUGAAUGCGCUCCCAAUGCGUUCAGUGCUGCUGGCUCGAAAGAGGAAAGAAGCCGGGGUUGGGAUCGCUCUGUCUCCGAGCUCGCUGAGGAUCAUGUUCAGCUGCGUGGGGUGUUUCUGGGUGCUCCUGUCCUCCGCCCUGGUGGCCGUGUGCAGUUUCAGUUUUAUUUCUCCCGCCUGGAUAGUGAAGGAGCACGCCAGGAGCGAGGACUCGGUCAGCUUCGGCCUGCUGUGGCACUGCUCCGAGUCUCUGGACCACAUGUACCGCUGCUACACGUUUGGUGGACUGGGCAAGUUCGCCGAGAUACCGUCGAGCUCUUGGCAGACAAGUGCAGUGCUCUGCUCUGGAGGUUGUGCGCUGCUGGCGGUCAGCUCCCUGCUGGCCAUCAUCACCAUCUUCCUGCCCAGCGGUACCUGUGAGAGGAGGAUCUGCACGCUGGCUGGCUACAUGCAAAUGGCUUCAGUGUUCAUCAUGGCAUCUGGUCUGCUGGUGUAUCCUUUUGGCCUAAACUCCAGCCUGGUCAAGUCAUUCUGCGGAGACUCCGACAUCUACUAUGCUGGGGAGUGCCAGAUAGGCUGGGGCUAUAUGUUGGCCAUAGUGGGCGUAAUGCUCACCCUAUUUCUACCCUUUUUUGCCAAGUACGCCCCCAAAGAGCAGCUUUCUCCCACCCCGCUGCCCACACUUUUAUAAAGGCUCUGCCAUGCGCAUUGUGUCUGGUCUUAUCUGUUUUCAAUUCUAGGAAGCAGAUCUGCGUUUCCCUAUCUUUUGUUUUCGAUGAUGAUGAUGAUGAUAAUGAAGCCACUUUGGAAUAAGUGUGCCCAGAAGAGCCAUUGUUUUCAUUGUGUGAUGUGCUACAUUGUCUUCCCUCAUUUGAUAAGCUACGUCCAUACAUCGGGCAUCCCUCAUAGUGAAAAACAUUUUCCGAAACGUCAUUUUGGAUUUAAAACGGAAACUGACACAUCUUUUUUCCCCCUCUAACUAUAAAUUAACCCAUGUUCCUGGUCACAUGAACUAAAAUGGAAGAUGAUGCAUCAAAAUUGGAUUGUUCUUUGGUAAUGAAUGCAUCAAAAUGGCAGACAAAACUGCACAAACAGUAAAUUUAGCAUUCUGAAAUAGUCUCCACCUACAGGGCUUAUACCUAAGACAAGUCUACAUGCAGAGAGUGAGAGGACAAGGAGAAGCAUCCUGCCAAACAUCAGGGAUUGUCUGGAACUUCAGAAGGAAAGCAAGGAAUCCUCAAGUAAUAGUUAACUAAACAGGAUGAGCAAAAUUAUAGGAGAGAACAAAAAUUCUGUUCAUGGAUCUACUGACUAUGGAGGAUUGUUUCUUUUGGCUAUGCUUAUGGAGCAAACUGCUGAAAAAACUGGAUUUGGGAUCUCAAUGAAAAAUCAAAAUGGUUCAACAUUUUUAGAAGUUUUGCCAUACAUUCACUGCCUAAUGCAGUCCUAUAACUACCAACACUGUGGCUCAUGGGCUAAGAGGGCAGAAUAACAAAAAGCUCCAUCCAUAAAAUAUUUCAGUUUCACAGAUUGGUUUCCAACAGUGUUUUUUCUAUUUUGUUUUGUAUCGUGGGUUGUGACUACUCAGUGGAUCUCCAAGCAGCAGCGAGAAAAUGGCUAAUGUAGCUGCAGAGGCCAUCAUCACUUCAUUUCUUAAUGAAACAAUCCAUAUGGCUACAGUACGGCCACCCAAUACAAGCAGUGACUAUUCUUUGCCACUAAAACUGUGUUGUAAUAGCGAAUGACCUGAAAUCUAAAACCCUGAAAUCCGUGUGUCCAAGGUUGCCCUUACUUCCUAAGCAUUUCAACAGGAAGCUUACAGCUAUAAGUCAUGCUGUCUGUUUUGUACUUAAACCUUCCAUUAAACUUAAUAUUCAGGAUUAUACAAGAUCAGGAGAAGGCAAAGAAAUAAAUACACCGUAAUUACAAAAUUACAUAAAGCUGGGCUUAAUCAACACUAAGACACAAGAUAAAAAUAAAAAAAAACACUUUCUGCCCUAACCAACUUGUGCCUUUUUACCAUGACUAAAAAGACUUCAAUACCUUUUAUCAGGUUACCUACUUCUGCUGAAACUGUGGUUUUGUAAAUGCUUCCUUGUUUAUUUCCCACUGUGUUGUGCAUUUCUGUAUAUGUCUUGGUUUGUUAUAAUUGCUAAGGGGAUUAUUUUGGUUGUAAAUCAUUCAUACUGUAACUCCAGCAAGUUCACAUUUAGCCUGUAUGUGCUGAUGCUUUAAAGAUCUAUACAAUCUAGAAUGUAAAAGGGGAUCAAAAAGGGCAGAAACAAGGUGUUUAAAAGCAGAAAAGAAGAACAAUAUGAAUGAGUUAACAGAACAGAAAGGCGCUUCUGUACUUAUCAGGGCAAGUAAAAUGGUCUUGUCUGUGCUGAAACACGUUUGUAAGUUAAACACAUUAGUUAGCCUCGUUCACCAACCGUUCUUAAUAAGAAAUUUCGUCUUAAAUUUUCACAAAGAUUUUGACGUUCACCAAUGUUUUCUUAUUUGGGAUUUGUUCCUGGGUAAGAAGAGAAUCUACACACACUCAAGAGCACAAAGGUGCAAACAAUUCUGCAGUUUAA